GGAUGCUAGGCGGCUCCAGCCGGGGAGUGCAGGCUUCAGGAGGCCGGGGCCGUGACUAGCAAGUGCACCUUAUCCCAGCCUGGCUCUUCAAACUUCUCUGCGGCUUUAUUGCCUCAUCUGUACAACGGGACAGAACCGAAACUGCGGGCUGCGCCUUGACCCGGGCCGGUUUGACCAGGCAUAACUAUUAGGCUCUCGUGGUAGCUCUCCUAGCAGCCCGUAGUCCGAGGUCAGCGAGGAUUACUCCCUUCUUCCUCCACAUCUUCGCUAGUGUUCUAAAGAAGAUCACAUGAAAGGAUUAAGAGCCCCUGCCUUGAAAAGAAGGUUGCAGUGCAGCUUGAAGGUUUAUUUAUACUGUUCACCUGUUACUAAAGAGCUGUUGUUAACUAACCCGAAGUACAGAUUUUGGGAGAAACGAAUUAUAUCAAUUGAAGUUGAAACUCCUACCCAGAUAUCGUUAGUCGAUGAAGCGUCAGGUAAGAAGGAAGAGAUUGUUGUGACUCUCUUACCAGCUGGUCAUUGUCCAGGAUCAGUUAUGUUUUUAUUUCAGGGCAGUAACGGAACGGUCUUGUACACAGGAGACUUCCGAUUGGCACAGGGGGAAGCUGCCAGAAUGGAGCUUCUGCAUUCCGGGGGCAGAGUGAAAGACAUCCAGAGUGUAUACCUAGAUACUACUUUCUGCGAUCCGAAAUUCUAUCAGAUUCCCAGUCGAGAGGAGUGUCUGAGCGGAAUAUUGGAGCUGGUUCGAAGCUGGAUCACACGGAGUCCGCACCAUGUCGUGUGGCUGAACUGCAAGGCAGCUUACGGCUACGAGUAUCUGUUCACCCACCUGAGCGAAGAAUUUGGAGUCCAGGUUCAUGUGGACAAACUAGACAUGUUUAGGAACAUGCCCGACAUUCUUCACCACCUCACGACAGACCGGAGCACGCAGAUCCACGCCUGCCGCCAUCCGAAGGCAGAAGAAUAUUUUCAUUGGAAUAAAUUACCCUGUGGAAAUACUUCCAAAAAUAGAAUUCCACUCCACAUAAUCAGCAUUAAGCCAUCCACUAUGUGGUUCGGAGAAAGGACCAGAAAAGCAAGUGUAAUUGUGAGGACUGGAGAGAGUUCCUACAGAGCUUGUUUUUCUUUUCAUUCAUCCUACAGUGAGGUGAAAGACUUCUUGAGCUACAUCUCUCCUGUGAAUGUGUAUCCGAAUGUCAUUCCAAUAGGUGCAACUAUGGAUAAGGUUGUAGAAAUCUUAAAGCCUUUAUGCCGAUCUUCGCAAAGUACUGAGCCAAAGUAUAAACCCCUUGGAAAACUGAAGAGAGCUAGAAAAACUCACCUAGACUCAGAGGAAGAAGAUGAUCUCUUUGAUGAUCCUAUGCCAUUACCUUUAAGGCACAAGGUUCCAUACAAGCUAACUCUUCACCCUGAGGUCUAUCUACUGACUGCAGCUUCCCCAAACCAGCCUGAACACCGGAGACAAAGCACCGGGUACAAAGAGAGUAUGCAAACCUUUCCUCUGGCAAACUUUAUAGACUGUGAAGAAUCCAACAGCGAAGAUGAAGAAGAAUUACAGACACCAGCUUCAUCUCAAGAAGACCCGGGUGCUCUCACACAUCACCAGCAAAAGGCUGAUGUAGAAGUACCACAGUGGGAAGUGUUCUUUAAAAGAAAUGAUGAAAUCACAGAGGACAGUUUGGAAAAUCUCCCUUCUUCCACAGAGGCAGGUGGCUCUCAAUCACCAAAGAUUUUUAGCGACUCUGAUGGAGAGUCAACUCACAUCUCUUCCCAGACUUCUUCUCAGUCAACACACAUAUCUGAACAAGGGAGUCAAGGCUGGGACAGCCAAUCGGACACUGUUUUGUUAUCAUCCCAAGAGAGAAUCAGUGGGGAUAUUACCUUCUUGAACAAAGGUAGCUAUACACCAAGAAUCAAGGAGAAUAUUCCUGCCUCUCAGAUGGAACAAAAUGUACUUUGCCCAAAGGAUACUUACUCUGACUUGAAAAGCAGAGAACAAGAUGCCAAUAGAGUUCCUAGUGUUGGAGAACCCACAACCGUAAGCAGUGGGAAACACAUACCUCAGGAGGAAAGGCUGCUAAAUUUUAGCACCAAUGCAGAUUCCCAGAGCUCCUCCGAUUUUGAAAUUCCCUCCACACCAGAAGCUGAGCUACCUAAAGGAGAGCAUUUGCAAUAUUUAUAUGAGAAGCUGGCGACAGGGGAAAAUAUAGUCAUUGAAAAAAGAAAAAGCUCAUUCUUAGAUACUUAAAAAUGAAAAACCUUACAUUCUAGAGCAAUCACCAAAAAACCUACAAAAAGAGGUAGGACAUUUGUAACGGACACAUCAGAAUGGCAUAUUUUAAAAUGCUCAUGUAACAUUAAACAAGGCAGUAAAGGGGAAACACAGGAACAAAAAAAUAGAGGUAAAAAGCAGAAAACAAGGUAGAACUAAAUCCAAACAUCAAUAAUUACAGUUUAGUGAAAAUGGUCAAAACAUACCAGAGAAAACCUAGGGAAAGAACCACAAUGUUCUUAGAUGCUGUCUCUAAGAAACUCAUCUCAAAUGAUGCAGGCAGGUUAAAAGUAAAGGAUGGAAAAAAAUAUCUAAAUACUUCCACUACUUAAAGCUGGAAUGGCUAUAUUACCAUCAAACAAAUUUCUCAUGAUAAAAGGUCCAAUUCACUAAGAAGACACAAUCCUACAUGUGUACAUUCCUGAAAACACUUUCAAAAUAUACAAGGCAAACCAAAGGAGAAACACAAACUAAUGCACAGUCUAGCUGGGGACUCAACCUGUUCCUCUAUCGGUGACUGAAUUAGUGCACAGGAAAGUGAGCAAGGCUAUCCAAUUCCAAGGCACCAUUAACUGACUGCAUCCGACACAGAUCACUCCACCCAACAGCAGGCUCUUUCUCAAGCUCCAAUGGCACAUUCACCCCGAUAGAUGGCCGUAUCCCGGGUCAUAAAAACACUUAAAAAGAAAUCAGCCCCUUAUUUAUCUCAAAAGAUAGAUCACUUAUGAAUGCUGAACACAAAGGUAAAAUUAAAAGGAGAGAAAUUAGCACCUGAAAGAAGAAAAUGAAAUGACAAAGGUUUAAGUGUGUUCUAUGAAUUGUUGGAUUUCCUUCAAGUCCAUCAUGUUCUUGCACAGCUAUAUAUGUGGGUUUAAUAAAGUUCCAUUAACAAAUAUUCAUCAACAGUUUGGGAUAUGCUGACGUUUUAUAGAUUAAGGAAGUGAAGGCGGAGAUUUCCCUUAAGUUUAAGUGGAGUCUCUAAGUCAAUUUGCAGAUCAAUGAAACUAACAAUGAUACACAUUAUCACCCUGCUGCACUGACCCCUUCUUUCUAGCUCUGCAGAUAGAGAGCUUUGUCCCAGCUUUUGAUGAAGUCCGCUCCAGACUCUGUGUGAUUGGAGUAGAAAUACAUUUAUCCCAUUUUCCCUAUCUCUCCAAGGAGUUCUACUGCCUGAAUGCAAAGUGAACAGAAAAUCACCACAGAGACCAGUAGAGAGUACAGAUCACUGACUAGCUAGUCAUAACUACAACAGGCCUAAUACACAAACCCAGAAACUUCAUUUUUAAUCUGUAGUUCUAAAAAUUAGUUACACUACAUUAAUAAGUCAUGUAAUCAAGUGUAACUAUAAAUUCACUGACAUUUAAGACCUCAUUUUAGUAGUAUAGCUGAUAAUCCAAGAUGGGGACUCAACGCAUGCCUGUAAACCUUCUUCUGAAUAUAUUAGCACUGUAUAGAUCCACCAUCCAUUUAAUUUUACAUACUGCCAUAUUUUCAUUGUUUUAAGAGAACCUGGCAUAAUAAAUGCCAGGUGAAUGAAUUUAAGGGCUAAGAGCACUAGAAAACACUUGAUUAAAAAAAAAA
Messenger RNA from Hyaena hyaena (striped hyena), 3853 nucleotides. It is a transcript of the gene DCLRE1C, whose product is annotated as DNA cross-link repair 1C. Gene Ontology annotation, molecular function: damaged DNA binding; 5'-3' DNA exonuclease activity. The coding region runs from base 290 to 2248 and encodes 652 amino acids. The transcript has 14 exons. The record is from RefSeq and is a predicted model, not a curated record. Gene Ontology annotation, biological process: protection from non-homologous end joining at telomere; double-strand break repair via nonhomologous end joining; interstrand cross-link repair. Lineage: Eukaryota; Metazoa; Chordata; Mammalia; Carnivora; Hyaenidae.